UCAACAAUCAUGGCUUGAGCACCCUUCACCGUCUACCUCUCAAGACUCUCUCUGCCUUCUUGCAAAGGCAGCAUAUACUAUAGCUCAGUCAAAUAUUCCUGUUCUAGGCCCUCGCAGACAAGAUGGACGAAAUCAGCCCUCUCGCGGAGUUCCUAGGCCAGGUCAUCUACCAUUUUACCCUCAUUAAACCUCUGCUCCCAACUUACGGCCACCUCCUCCUCUCUGCGAUCUUCCCUAUCUAUAUAGGCGCGCAUGCCUCUUUAGCGAAACCCCCGUCAGCCGCAAAGCCACUCAAAAAAACACAAGACUCCGAGUACGACUCGGAUGACGACGAGGCGGAGGAGGAAAACAAGAGCGAUGGCCACAAGAUGGAAGGGCUGGCACCAAGCGAUGCCUUAAUCUUCCCUCUCACAGCCGGGCUCACGCUCGGAGGGCUAUAUCUGUUCAUCAAGUACAAAGGCGCGGAGACGCUGAACAAGAUUCUCGGCUAUUACUUCUCACAGAUGGGGCUGUUCUUUGCAAUAGCCUUCCUGAAAGAUUUCCUCUCGGUUGUCCGAUCCUUCGUCUUUCCCAGAAGAUAUAGCUCUUCCGGCAAAGUGUGGAAGCAGAAGCCAUCCGCAUAUGCUUUUAUCGCCGCCAAACGCGACCCCAACAGUCCUGAACCGGCAGAUGCCCGACCCUCCCCGUUCCCAGGCAUCUUCAGCCGCAUCCCACUGCCGGAUGCUGCACGCACGGGAAUUUGGAAAGCUCGCAGCGCUAUCUACUGGCGAGCCCGACUUCGUGUUCAUGUCCACCGCCUUGUGCGGGGGGAGAUGUGGCUCGAUAUGCUGGAUCUCAUUAGCACCGUGGUGGCCUUGCCGGCGAUCGGCUACUUUACGUUUGUCACCAAGCCGUGGUGGCUGACCAACUUCUUGGGCUUCAGCUUCUGCUACGGGACCUUGCAGUUCAUGUCCCCGACAACGUUCGUGACGGGAUCGCUAAUCUUGGGGUCUUUGUUCUUCUACGAUAUUUACUUCGUCUAUUUCACACCGCUGAUGGUGACCGUCGCCAAGACACUCGACGUACCUAUCAAACUUCUCUUUCCCCGGCCCCCCGUCUCGGGCGAAGCUCCGGAUACAAUCUCAUUGGCUAUGUUGGGACUGGGCGAUAUAAUCAUUCCCGGAAUGAUGGUGGGGCUGGCCCUGCGCUUUGACUUGUACUUCUACUACAAGCGGAAGGGCUUGCAGAAGGCCCGGGUGGAGGGCAACGGGGUGGAGUUCAUUAAGCCGGUCUACCAACCCGCCACGGGCAGCUGGGGAGAGCGGUUCUGGACGUGUGUUGUGGCGCCCAAGAAGCCCGAAUUGCAGCCUCCUUAUCACGACGCCCGAUCUUUUCCCAAGACGUAUUUCAAGGCCAGUGUUGUCGGAUAUUUGGUCGGAAUGGUAGCGACGCUGGUGGUCAUGCAGAUCUUUGAUCACCCUCAGCCCGCUCUGUUGUACCUUGUGCCUGGCGUUCUGAUCUCUUUGUGGGGCACUGCUUUGGUCAGAAACGAGAUUGGCGAGAUGUGGGAAUUCAGCGAGGAGGACGAGGACGAUAAUGAGGAGGAAGAGGAAACCGACAACAAGAAGGAACAAAAUGAGCACCAGGAGAACCAGGGCUUCUUUUCCCGCAUCCUCUCUCUCUACAAGAACACCGACAAUGCACCCCGUGAGACGUCUGCAGAAAAACAUAAGGAGACGGAUGCAGACGAUGAUGACAAGGAGUCAAGCGCGUCAAGCGCCAAGGAAGAGGAGGUCAAAGAUGUCGAGCUAUUUACAGUAUCCCUCUUCUAUCCCCACAAGGCAAAGACACGCAAACAGAAAAGUCCGGCGCUCAGCAGCAAAUCAAGUGCGGCAGACGAGGAGAACUGGUCCGUCGUCGGUGCAGAGGGUGACAGCGAGCCUCCGACCAAACGUCGUCGGCGAAGUCCUCGCCACGCAGAUGCGAAUGGGUCCUGAGGUUGAUAGUAUCUUUGCGGACUACAAGAGUUGCUUGCAUACUAUGCAACAUCUUAGCUAGUGCUUUGUUGACUGAGCAACCUUGCGAUAUUCACCACUCCACUAGCCAUGAGAAACGAAAAGAAACAAAAAGAUCAUAGACAGGAUGACGGGCGAAAUUUGGUAUCAUUUACUGUAACACUUAGCUAUUUACGCGGAGAUGUUAGAACAAAUAAAGAAGAAGAACCUCAGCAC
Messenger RNA from Aspergillus saccharolyticus JOP 1030-1, 2210 nucleotides. Its product is annotated as aspartic endopeptidase. Gene Ontology annotation, cellular component: membrane; lumenal side of endoplasmic reticulum membrane; cytoplasmic side of endoplasmic reticulum membrane. The transcript has a single exon. Gene Ontology annotation, molecular function: aspartic endopeptidase activity, intramembrane cleaving. The coding region runs from base 123 to 1976 and encodes 617 amino acids. The record is from RefSeq and is a predicted model, not a curated record. Gene Ontology annotation, biological process: membrane protein proteolysis. NCBI's taxonomy places the organism in Eukaryota, Fungi, Ascomycota, Eurotiomycetes, Eurotiales, Aspergillaceae.